GGUCUCAAGAGGAAACGCGAGGAGGUGCCUGGAAGAAUGAUUUAGAGGUUUUAGGAGCCAGUGCCUUCCACGGAGCGGCUGAAAAGACCCUCCGACGCCGACGUUGUUCUUGGACCGCUGCCUGCGUUGUGGUUCCCCGGCUGCAAAUAUGUCAGGCCAAAAAAAGUGUCCAGACUGUGGCUCCCUGGAAAUUGUAGAGGAUUCUCACUAUGCUCAGAACCAGCUAGUAUGUGCGGAUUGUGGGUUUAUUCUAACCGAAGGACUUCUCACCACCACGUUUGCCGAUGAAGAGCAUUUACAAGAAGUGACAUAUCUACGAAGUACUGGUGAGAACGAGCAGCUGAGCCGCUCUCUGCAGCGAGGGAUCAGACGUGUCCGGGAUCUCUGCAGAGUUCUCCGUCUUCCUUCUCUGUUUGAAGACACAGCUGUGAGUUAUUACCAAAAGGCAGUCAAGCACCCCUACUUUCGCAGGGUCAGCUUGGAGAAGAAGGAGAUGAUUGUGGGCUGUUGUGUCUUUGUCACCUGCCGACAACACAAUUGGCCCCUGACUAUGGGCACUGUCUGUUUGCUGCUCUAUACAAACAAAGAGGCGUUUACCGCAACCUACCUGCGGUUUUUGAAGGAAAUGUCAUUGGAUGUUCCUUCCCUGAGUUUGAUAGAUCUGUUGAAAACACACCUCAGCAGUUUUAAGCUUUUCAAGGAGUCAUCUGGAAUCCCACCCAAAUUUGUUGAACACAAGGAGAAGUUGAUGGACAGAACUAUUCAGAUGGUGGAGCUUGCCAGUGAGACUUGGUUGGUGACUGGCCGACAUCCCAUCCCCAUUGUGAUGGCAGCAGCCUUCCUGGCAUGGCAGUCUCUGAGGCCUAUUGAUCGCCUCACUUGCGCCUUUUCUAAGUUCUGUGAACUUGCUGGUACAGACACACCAGCACCAGCUCACAAGAGGCUGAAAGAGCUGCAGAACAUCCUCCUUCAGAUGGCUUCUCAAUUGGGCUGGCUGCGAGUGCUCAAGUUGAACCGGAGGACUGUGGUAAAGUAUAUUGGCGACCUACUGCAGCAUCGUUGUGUGCUUUUGCAGACUGCCUUUUCCAAAAUGGAUAGCACUGAAGGUUGCAAUCUGGAAAGCUUGACACCAGAAACACCACAGCAGCUUACAGAAGAACACCCUGCAAUGACUGAAAUGGCUUCUCUUGUAGGAAAGAAGCAGAAACAUAGCAGCAAGCGAGCACUUUUUCUCCCACCCUGCAUGCUGCAUCCCUCAAAAAGAUCGAGGACUCUUGAUCCAAGCCCAGAGGACUCUGCUAUCACUGGGGAUGAGCCCAUUUUAGAUAGUGAGAUAGAACAGUACAUUCGGACCCCAGAAGAAAAGGAGAUAUUUAGGGAGACUCAGGCACGCUUAUAAUCCGGUAGCCACAAGUGAUUACAAGAACUAUUCUAGUAGCACAUGUUGGUGGGUCCCAUAGCUAUUUUCCUUCCUGAUGUUAAUGGGUCCUCUCUUAUUGUUCAAAAAACACUGUUCUCUUUCACCCAUCUCAGAAAGGGUGUAUAUGAAACAAAGUAGCAGCUUCAGGUUAGAACAUUUAAUUAUAAAAUCCCUUGGUGUGCGUUCUAUAUGAUCUAUAGAGUUGGCCCUCUGUAUCCAUGGAUUCCUCAUUCACAGACUGAACUAUCCAUGGCUUGACCCCCUCCCUCUGUGUGUGUGUGUGUAUUCAUUCCAAAAAAACAAACCUUGAUUUUGCCUUUUUA
Messenger RNA from Sceloporus undulatus (fence lizard), 1743 nucleotides. RefSeq names its product BRF2 RNA polymerase III transcription initiation factor subunit (gene BRF2). Gene Ontology annotation, biological process: transcription initiation at RNA polymerase II promoter; transcription preinitiation complex assembly. Bases 149 to 1399 code for a protein of 416 amino acids. NCBI's taxonomy places the organism in Eukaryota, Metazoa, Chordata, Lepidosauria, Squamata, Phrynosomatidae. Gene Ontology annotation, cellular component: nucleus; transcription preinitiation complex. The transcript is spliced from 5 exons. Gene Ontology annotation, molecular function: TBP-class protein binding; RNA polymerase II general transcription initiation factor activity. The record is from RefSeq and is a predicted model, not a curated record.